Molecule: messenger RNA, 1331 nt
Organism: Coffea arabica (coffee)
Lineage: Eukaryota; Viridiplantae; Streptophyta; Magnoliopsida; Gentianales; Rubiaceae
Product: strigolactones hydrolase CXE15
Molecular function (GO): hydrolase activity
Source: RefSeq, a predicted model, not a curated record
CAUCCUUUCCAGUCCUUUCCCUCUGGCUUAUAUUAUAGGUCAGGCUCCUCUCCUGCUUUGCUUCAUUUCUCUCCAUCUUCACGAUAAAACGCUCCGGGUCCAACAGCACCAUCAGAACACGCGCGCACAUUCUCGAUCGAAAAUGGGUUCUCUUCCCCACAUCGUGGAAGACCUUGAAGGCGUUGUACAGCUCUACAGUGACGGUUCCGUUUUCCGGGCUAAUGACGUAGACUUCAAUAUCCCAAUUCACGACGACAGUUCUAUUGUCUGGAGAGAUUGCCAAUUUGACAACCAAAACCACCUCUAUCUCCGCCUCUAUAAGCCUGUAAACGCAUCCACAAAACUGCCCGUAGUAUAUUUCUUUCACGGCGGCGGGUUCUGUGUUGGCUCGCGUACUUGGCCUAACAACCAUAACGCCUGCCUACGCCUAGCUUCGGGGCUACAAGCCUUAGUGGUCGCACCAGACUACAGGUUAGCCCCGGAGCAUAGGCUCCCGGCAGCAGUGGACGAUGCACUGACUUCUCUCAAAUGGCUUCAAGCUCGGGCAACUGCAGAUGGUGCUCCUGCUCAAGAUACAUGGUUGCAUGAUCAGGCGGUUGAUUUUGACCGGGUUUAUAUAAUGGGCGACUCAUCCGGUGGCAACAUGGCUCACCAUUUAGCCGUCCAGCUGGGGCCCGGCUCGCCGGAGUUGGCCCCGGUUCACAUACGUGGUUAUGUGCUGAUGGCACCAUUUUUUGGUGGCACGGUGAGGACCAAGUCCGAAGCAGAGGGGAUGCCUGAACCAAUCCUGAACGUGGAGAUUCUUGACAGAUUUUGGAGGCUAUCGUUGCCACCAGGGAAAAACGCAGACCAUCCGCUGGCCAACCCCUUCAGCCCUUUUAGCAAAAAGAAUCUUGAAUCGGUGAUGUUUGACCCAGUGUUGGUGAUCGCCGGAGAAAUUGAGCUGCUAAGAGAUAGAGUGGAGGACUACGCAAGACGGUUGAAGGAAGCCGGGAAGAAAGUCGAGUAUGUGGAGUUUGAAGGGAAGUAUCAUGGCUUUUUCAAUAAUGACCCGUAUUCUGAAUUGGGGGACAGAGUUUUACAGGAGAUAAAAGACUGGAUGUCCAAAAUUUCGGGUUGAUGAAUUGUGUCCCAUAUUGCUUUGUCUCCAUUUGUUUUCUCGCAUAUAUUCAUGCUUUGUUUACUGGAAAAAUCCCAAGGUUGCGAGUCACAGAUAGAGGGGUUCGAUGUAAGAAAUUAAGGAAGCUGGUUGUGUUUCUAUUUGGAGCAGUGUACCAGAUAUUGUGGCUUUUCUUGUUGCUUAAAUUUGUGAUUUAAAUUUUAAAAAAAAA